Molecule: messenger RNA, 1599 nt
Organism: Danio aesculapii
Lineage: Eukaryota; Metazoa; Chordata; Actinopteri; Cypriniformes; Danionidae
Gene: chrna10a
Product: cholinergic receptor, nicotinic, alpha 10a
Exons: 5
Coding region: 1-1599 (532 amino acids)
Biological process (GO): chemical synaptic transmission; signal transduction; monoatomic ion transmembrane transport
Cellular component (GO): neuron projection; postsynaptic membrane; synapse
Molecular function (GO): acetylcholine-gated monoatomic cation-selective channel activity; transmembrane signaling receptor activity
Source: RefSeq, a predicted model, not a curated record
AUGACCAACAAAUAUUUGCAAUAUUUAACCUUUUUUGUCAUCUGCCAUAUGAUUAUACCAGUUUGCUGGGGAGCCAAUGGAAUAUACGCUCAAAAACUGCUCAAUGAUUUAUUUAGCAACUACACGAGUGCUCUGAGGCCAGUGGAGGAUACAGAAGACAUCCUGAACGUCACGCUUCAGAUCACCCUUUCCCAAAUCAUUGAUAUGGAUGAGCGUAACCAGAUUCUGACGGCGUAUUUGUGGAUACGGCAGGUGUGGAUCGACAAGUAUCUCACCUGGAAUAAAGAGAACUAUGAUGGGCUUGACACCAUCCGAAUUCCUGGUAGUUAUGUUUGGAGACCUGAUAUAGUUCUAUAUAACAGUGCAGAUGAUCACUUUACCAGCACUAUGGACACCAACGUGGUCAUCCGGCAUGAUGGUCAGAUCAUGUGGGAUGCUCCGGCCAUCACCAAAAGCUCCUGUAAAGUGGACGUCUCCUUCUUCCCCUUUGACGCCCAGCAGUGUCGCCUGACCUACGGCUCGUGGACCUACAACGGCAACCAGCUGGACAUUCUGAACGCCAUGGAAAGCGCAGAUCUCGCCGAUUUGGUCGAUAACGUAGAAUGGGAGGUGUUGGGAAUGCCAGCCAAGCGAAACAUCAUUCUGUACGGAUGCUGUGCCGAUCCGUAUCCUGAUGUGACGUACACUCUGAAGCUGAAGAGAAGAGCGUCGUUCUAUGUGUUCAACCUGCUUAUCCCCUGUGUGAUGAUCUCUUUCCUGGCUCCUCUGGGUUUCUAUCUGCCGGCAGACUCAGGAGAGAAGGUGUCUCUGGGUGUUACGGUGAUGCUGGCGCUCACUGUGUUUCAGCUGCUGGUGGCUGAGAUCAUGCCUCCAUCUGAGAAUGUGCCUCUCAUAGGGAAAUAUUACAUAGCCACGAUGACCAUGAUCACUGCGUCCACAGCCCUCACCAUCUUCAUCAUGAACAUACAUCACUGUGGCCCAGACGCCAAACCCGUCCCAGACUGGGCUAAGAAAUUCAUCCUGCAGUAUCUGGCCAGGAUUUGCUUCGUCUAUGAAGUGGGUGAAAACUGCAUGACGCCGCAGCCAGAGAAACCAGAUCCUCAACCGCAGAAGCCUCAGGACUGCAACUGCAACAUGAAUGGCCAAGCUGGAAAAGAGGACUUUGUGUUUAAAUUCGAGAGAAAUCAAGAAGCCACGUCUCCGAAGCUGCCUGAGGACAGAGAAGAUAUGUCUCAAAUAAUGAGCCCAGCGUGCUCACUAGGAAAACAUCCUACCUGUCGGUACGGGCUAUGGAAGGAGGGAGUGUUCAUGAGUAUGGAUUGCGGCGAUGGAGCGGCUGAGAUUGGAAAACCAAUAGGAAGAGGACAGGAUGGGUGCAGAGAUCAUGAUGUUGGGUUUAAACCACAGUGCAAGUGUGAUCAGCAGCAUCUCCUGAGGAAUAUUGAGUAUGUGGCAAACUGUUACCGCGAUCAGAGAGCUACAGCGAGAAGAACGGGAGAGUGGAAGAAAGUCGCCAAAGUUCUGGACAGAUUCUUCAUGUGGCUGUUCUUCAUCAUGGUUUUCUCCAUGAGCCUGCUUAUAAUGGGGAAAGCCAUUUGA